Messenger RNA from Ogataea polymorpha, 558 nucleotides. RefSeq lists its product as uncharacterized. The transcript has a single exon. Lineage: Eukaryota; Fungi; Ascomycota; Pichiomycetes; Pichiales; Pichiaceae. The record is from RefSeq and is a predicted model, not a curated record. The coding region runs from base 1 to 558 and encodes 185 amino acids.
AUGCUAGAAAACAAGGAUAGCACCGACCUCUCAUCUGCUGGCUCCGUGCAACUGAGUCUCUCUGCAUACCUGUCGCUCAACUCGUCCAAACAGUCUUUUUACGAUCGGCGGAAACAGCUUUUCACCCCAGAAACCUCCAUGUCCCAGCUCUCGCUUGGUGCACAGUCAGAAAAUAGCCCCGGAUCCGAAAUUACCCACCGCUCUAGCAAUUCGGCCCGUGACCACAAAUCAAGUUUCCUCCAUGGCUACCAGCCUACUUUAGAGCCCUAUUACGACCCACGCCUGCUGCGCAAAAAGACUCUCGACUACCUGAAAGCUCAACUCCCUCAGUUGUCGCCCCAACAGUUUGACUUCUUGGUGGCAGAACAGGUACCUCUUCAAGUGUCUCCUCCUUAUGAGAAAAUGUGCGUGGCACCAUCCUCUGGAAAGGACGCUAAAACGGUGUCUGCUCCUCGUGUACCAGCUGAGCUGAGCACUACCUCGCUGGCGACAUUCCAGUUCAAGUAUUUCUCCUACCUGCUGAAUACUGAGCUGCAAAGAGCCACCAGAUUACUCUAG